This is a messenger RNA of Ochotona curzoniae (black-lipped pika), 2545 nucleotides long. It is a transcript of the gene ERCC3, whose product is annotated as ERCC excision repair 3, TFIIH core complex helicase subunit. The transcript has 15 exons. Bases 75 to 2423 code for a protein of 782 amino acids. NCBI's taxonomy places the organism in Eukaryota, Metazoa, Chordata, Mammalia, Lagomorpha, Ochotonidae. Gene Ontology annotation, cellular component: transcription factor TFIIH holo complex; nucleotide-excision repair factor 3 complex; transcription preinitiation complex. Gene Ontology annotation, molecular function: hydrolase activity; DNA binding; 3'-5' DNA helicase activity. Gene Ontology annotation, biological process: transcription initiation at RNA polymerase II promoter; hair cell differentiation; nucleotide-excision repair. The record is from RefSeq and is a predicted model, not a curated record.
CGAGAGCCGGAAGCACGGUCCUCCGUGGUCGGCGGAGGGCUCGGCUGAUCCCCGGGUUCGUUUCCCGCGUUGCCAUGGGCAAGAAGGACCGCGGAGACCGCGACAGGAAGAAAUCCAAGAAGCGGCACUAUGAGGAGGAAGAGGAGGAGGAAGAUGACGGCCCUGGAAACGACCCUCAGGAGGCGGUGCCCUCCGCGGCCGGCAAGCAGGUGGACGAGUCGGGCACCAAAGUGGACGAGUAUGGGGCCAAGGACUACCGGCUGCAGAUGCCGCUCAAGGACGACCACGCUUCCCGGCCCCUGUGGGUGGCUCCCGAUGGCCACAUCUUCCUGGAAGCCUUCUCACCGGUGUACAAAUACGCGCAGGACUUCCUAGUGGCCAUUGCAGAGCCAGUGUGCCGGCCCACCCACGUGCAUGAGUACAAACUCACGGCCUACUCCCUGUAUGCCGCCGUCAGCGUCGGGCUGCAGACCAGCGAUAUCACCGAGUACCUGCGCAAGCUCAGCAAGACCGGAGUCCCCGAUGGGAUUAUUCAGUUUAUUAAGCUGUGCACUGUUAGCUACGGGAAGGUCAAGCUGGUCCUGAAGCACAACAGGUACUUUGUUGAGAGCUCCCACCCCGAUGUCAUCCAGCAUCUCCUUCAGGACCCGGUGAUCCGGGAGUGCCGCCUGCGGAAUGCCGAGGGGGAGGCUGCCGAGCUCAUCACGGAGACAUUUACCAGCAAGUCCGCUAUCUCGAAGGCUGUUGAAGGUGGCGGCGGGCCCUCCACUUCCCGGGUGGGCGACGCACAGGGUAAAUCGGACAUCCCCACAGACCUGUUUGACUUCUAUGAGCAAAUGGACAAGGAUGAGGAGGAAGAGGAGGAGACACAGACAGUGUCCUUUGAAGUCAAGCAGGAGAUGAUUGAAGAGCUGCAGAAGCGCUGCAUCCACCUGGAGUACCCGCUGCUGGCGGAGUACGACUUCCGGAAUGACUCGGUCAACCCCGAUAUCAACAUCGACCUGAAACCCACGGCCGUGCUCAGACCCUAUCAGGAGAAGAGCUUGCGGAAGAUGUUUGGGAACGGGCGGGCACGCUCCGGGGUCAUCGUUCUUCCGUGUGGUGCUGGGAAGUCGCUGGUGGGUGUGACGGCUGCGUGCACUGUCAGAAAGCGCUGCCUGGUGCUGGGAAACUCGGCUGUGUCCGUGGAACAAUGGAAAGCCCAGUUCAAGAUGUGGUCCACCAUCGAUGACAGCCAGAUUUGCCGCUUCACCUCCGACGCCAAGGACAAGCCCAUAGGCUGCUCCGUUGCCAUCAGCACGUACUCCAUGCUGGGCCACACCUCCAAAAGGUCUUGGGAGGCCGAGCGUGUCAUGGAAUGGCUGCGGACCCAGGAGUGGGGCCUCAUGAUCCUGGAUGAGGUGCACACCAUCCCAGCCAAGAUGUUCCGACGAGUGCUCACCAUCGUGCAGGCACACUGCAAGCUGGGCUUGACCGCAACCCUCGUCCGGGAGGAUGACAAGAUCGUUGACUUGAAUUUUCUGAUUGGGCCUAAGCUCUAUGAGGCUAACUGGAUGGAGCUGGAGAACAAUGGUUACAUCGCCAAAGUCCAGUGUGCCGAGGUUUGGUGCCCGAUGUCUCCUGAAUUUUACCGCGAGUAUGUUGCGAUUAAGACCAAGAAGCGGAUCUUGCUGUACACCAUGAACCCCAACAAGUUCCGGGCUUGCCAAUUUCUGAUCAAGUUUCACGAAAGGAGGAAUGACAAGAUUAUUGUGUUUGCGGACAAUGUGUUUGCCCUCAAGGAGUACGCCAUCCGGCUGAACAAGCCCUAUAUUUACGGACCCACCUCCCAGGGGGAAAGGAUGCAGAUUCUGCAGAACUUCAAGCACAAUCCCAAAAUCAACACCAUCUUCAUAUCCAAGGUGGGUGACACAUCAUUUGACCUGCCGGAAGCCAACGUCCUCAUCCAGAUUUCCUCCCACGGGGGCUCCAGGCGGCAGGAGGCCCAGAGGCUUGGGAGGGUGCUCCGAGCUAAAAAAGGUAUGGUCGCAGAGGAAUACAAUGCUUUCUUCUACUCGCUGGUGUCUCAGGACACACAGGAAAUGGCAUAUUCGACCAAGCGGCAGAGGUUCCUGGUGGACCAAGGAUAUAGCUUCAAGGUGAUCACGAAGCUGGCAGGCAUGGAAGAGGAGGAGUUGGCAUUUUCCACCAAGGAGGAGCAGCAGCAGCUCUUACAGAAGGUCCUGGCUGCCAGUGACCUGGACGCCGAGGAGGAGGUAGUGGCGGGAGAGUUCGGAACCAAGUCCAGCCAGGCGUCUCGCCGUGUCGGCAGCAUGAGCUCCAUGUCCGGGGCGGAUGACACCAUCUACAUGGAGUACCAAUCCUCGCGCAGCAAGGCCACCACCAAGCAUGUGCACCCACUCUUCAAGCGUUUCCGGAAGUGAUCAGCGUGGCCCGAGCCUUUGGGGUUAACGCAGUGGCAGGAACUCUGGUGUAUGUACAGAUAUUUGGUAUGUGAGGGAUGAUAUUUAUCUCCGUGUCCUGCGGAAGCAUAAACAGUGUUUUU